Messenger RNA from Suillus clintonianus, 870 nucleotides. RefSeq names its product RTA1 like protein-domain-containing protein. Gene Ontology annotation, cellular component: plasma membrane; fungal-type vacuole. The record is from RefSeq and is a predicted model, not a curated record. Lineage: Eukaryota; Fungi; Basidiomycota; Agaricomycetes; Boletales; Suillaceae. Bases 1 to 870 code for a protein of 289 amino acids. The transcript is spliced from 7 exons.
AUGGCCGCCUUCCUCAUCAGCGCGGUGAGGGCAGCGAGCGACAACAGCACGAUCAGUGUUGACGAGCCGACAAUAGUCUCUGUAGUAUUUCAAUACAGCCCAAGCAAAGUCGCAGCGGCCGUUGCAGGCGGGUUGUACUUCAUCGCCAGUCUUUGCCUGUUCAUGCGCUUAUUCAUGAACAAGGCAUGGUGGGGACUUUGUCUCCCUAUAGCCUCAACCUUCAUGUCCGUUGGCUUUUUUAUGCGCAUACCCAUGGCGAUGUAUCCAAAUUCUCUCCCAAUUUUUAUGGUCCAACAACUGUUCACCUUGUUACCGCCCGCCGCAUACCUCGCCUUUAAUUACAUCCUAUACGGGCGUUUUAUUGUGAACUGCGUAGACAGACGCUACUCUUGGAUAAAGCCAGAGAAAGUCGCCAGGUACUUCGUUAUCAGCGAUAUCACGACAUUCCUCAUACAGGGUGGAGGUGGUGGUCUGGAAGCGUCAACAAACGUGACAAGUAACAAGCUGGGCGCGAAUAUACUGCUUGCAGGACUGGUCAUUCAGACACUCUCCUUUGUGUUCUUCAUGCUCCUCAUUGUGCAUGCAUGGCGUAGUAUCCUUCGAGACGGUAUUAUGCCCCGUCAGGAGCCAUGGGGGCCGAUUCUUUGGAUAUUGAUGUUUUCGUCAACAGCUUACUUGAUUCGCUGCAUCUAUCGUGUCAUCGAGCUUGCUCAAGGUAGCGGUGGCUAUCUCAUCACACAUGAAAUCUACUUCUACCUCCUCGACUCCUUGCCACUGUUGAUUGGUAUUUCCACAUACAUCAUCUACUGGCCAACGAAGUAUCUCGAAUCUUCAGCCAAGACCGCCAAUCAAAUGAGUAACCGGUUUUAG